Trichoderma harzianum CBS 226.95 is the source of this 825-nucleotide messenger RNA. RefSeq lists its product as hypothetical. Lineage: Eukaryota; Fungi; Ascomycota; Sordariomycetes; Hypocreales; Hypocreaceae. The coding region runs from base 134 to 721 and encodes 195 amino acids. The record is from RefSeq and is a predicted model, not a curated record. The transcript has a single exon.
GGAUUCACAAGGCAAAAUACAUGGAUGACGAGGAUGCUCCUCCUAAAGCCCCGGCAGAGGACAAAAAGUCUCGAGCCCGCAGCAAAUCCCGCUCCCGCGCAAUGUUUGGCAAGAAGUGAGGGGGGCAACUAUAAUGUCUGAUGAAAAUCUCUCUUCGUCUUUACCCAUCUAUACCGGAGUUUUUUGGGGUUUCGGCUGUUCUCGCAUCAAAUAUUGGGGUUGUCUUCGCAUGGAAUACUGGGAAUCUCUUCUUAUCGGCCUUUGUUUUCCCUUUUCUCUUCUAUCUCCUCCCCCUUUUCUUUUUCGCUCUUCGACCUUUUUUUUCCACCUCCUAUUCUCGGCAUAUCACUCAGUAGAGGCGGGCUCUUUUGCUACGUUACAUUCAUGUGCUUUGAAAAGCAUAUUCGAGCUUUACGACAAGCUCGUUGAUCGCCCUUCUCUUUGGAGUCCACGGCUCCAAUCUACUUCUUCUUCUUCUUCUUCUUCUUGUUUCUUCUUCAGUGACCCUUUGGAGAAAUCUUCAGUUCUUGUUACUUGUAGGGAGGGGCUUGCUUUGGUGGCUGUGGGCGUACAUAUAACUACAUUUCCUUUGUUCCUUCUCCAAUGCCGAGUCCGUAUAGAGUGCGGCUGGUUGAUUUUUUUCUUCUUCUUUUCUGGCCGGGCGUUGGGCUGUUCAAUAUAUCCAAAAAACAAAGACGUUGUGGGAACGUCUCGUAUCUAGGGGGCAAAUAAGGCGAUAACAAAGUUAUAAUCCAAUAAUUCCAACAUCAGCAGCGCCCUAUUAGUCUAUUUGUCGUCACUGUAUCAUGUGGUAGUUUGGAAUUU